CGUUUGUCGUCUUCGCUGGCGGUCGACGACAUAUGAAGGUCCAGCGGCCUUGUCCGCAGGCAUGCAAGGAGAAAGUUCAGCAGGACGUCACGUGCAAGGUCGCCUGUCGACGUCGAAUUCAUGGCAGAUUUGCAGAGGAGAUUGCCUUUGCUGCUGCUCGUGGUGGUCGUCUUCCUCCACGUGUGCUUGUCGUGCCGGCCGUGGAAGCAACGUCGAAAGCGCAGGGCGUCGACGAAACGCGCUGUGCUUCAAGAGGAACGUCCCAUGGCGGGCAUGAAGGCACACGCUAUUCUGCCUGCAGCUGAAGGCGGAAGAAGACCUGCGACGACGGAGCCUUCACGGCGGUACGACCCGUCCAUGUACAGCCAUCUGCCGUCGUGGGAGACGCCGCUGCCUCCCUCGGACGAGGAGCCGGAGGGGGAUGAACUUCCAACGUUUCCUCUCGCCAGCGGGUCGACGCAGCUGUUGUCGCAGACGGUGCUCGUAGGCGGGUCGGCGAGCAGCGAACAAGGCGAGUACACGUCACUCCUGCAGCAAGGGUUUUCUGGCGGUGCCAGGGAGGCGAGCCGCACGGUCAUCACCGCCGCCCAUGCUUCCGCACGUGGCCUGCAGCAGCCUCGAAGGGAGCAGACGGGACCUUCCACAGUACGUGGCGGCGCGUCCGUCGUUGGCGGUGUCAGGUCUUCGCCAACAGCCCGGCAGCAUGUAUCGAGUGCGCCGUCCGGGGAACGAUUGACGGAUAACUGGGAUGUGCGCACUGCUGCCGCAGCAGCGUCCCUACGCACCAGCGGUGCACGCUCGUCAAUGCUGAACCGAACAACGGCCUCGCCAUCCGAAGGGAGGGACGAGGGCGCCUGCAGACCACCGGCGGGUUCAGGAGUCAGUGUGGAGAACAUCACUCGAGGCGUGUCGAACAUGCGAGCACACAGCGAUGGCGGCGACGACGAUCGGUGUGGCGGUGACGAUGCCGACGACGGAUUCAGGGAGGAAGUAGAAGCGGGGGACGACGACGACAACAAUGCUGUUCGGCCUGUGGGGAAGACGGGUGGUAGGGGUAUUGGACGCAGCAACCGUGGUGGCCGUGGUCGAUCCGUUGGCCGUGGCGGUAGAGGUGGCGUCACUGACGACGGAGGGAAGUCUGCGACGUACUGGUCGACGGACGAGCAGAUGCUCCUCGUCAGAUGCAAGCGGGAGCAGGAUAUGCACCUCGCUGGGCUGGGCCACAAUUACGGCCAGAUGCGGACGAAGGAGUGGAAGUGGGUCGACAUUGCGAAGCGCAUGGCGAACGGUGGGAGCCCUAAAGACGCAGACGACUGCAUGAAGAAAUGGGACAAUUUGUUCCAAAACUACAAGAAGAUACAGAGGUUUCAGAACGCGAGCGGGCGGCCAGAUUUCUUCAAGUUGUCCAACGACGAAAGGAAGGAGCACAACUUCAAGUUCCGGAUGGAGAGGGUGCUGUACAACGAGAUCCACUCCGGCAUGUUGGGGAACCAUACUAUUUUCCCUCCCAACAUCACCGACACCGACAGUCCGGACGGGGUGCAGCUGCCCAGGAGAGGAGCGGAUGGUGGGGAGUCUGUUGAUAGUGAGGGCGGUGGUGACGGCUGCCCUGAAGAAAGAUCUUCUGCAAGGGACUCUGACGUGAACGCUUGCAGUGUUGCCGGAGGCGGGAAGCGUAAGAAUGCGCGCCAACAGGCGCUGGAGACCAUCGCUGAUGUCAUGGACCGCCAUGGCGAACUGAUGUCGUCGACGAUUGAAUCGUCCAGCAAACGGCAAUGAAGCAUUUCAUCGAGGCAGUGCGACAUACCGGAACG
Chara braunii is the source of this 1814-nucleotide messenger RNA. The record is from the annotation of a GenBank genome assembly. NCBI's taxonomy places the organism in Eukaryota, Viridiplantae, Streptophyta, Charophyceae, Charales, Characeae.